Spizellomyces punctatus DAOM BR117 is the source of this 2160-nucleotide messenger RNA. RefSeq lists its product as uncharacterized. Gene Ontology annotation, molecular function: long-chain fatty acid-CoA ligase activity. Gene Ontology annotation, biological process: long-chain fatty acid metabolic process. The record is from RefSeq and is a predicted model, not a curated record. The coding region runs from base 1 to 2160 and encodes 719 amino acids. NCBI's taxonomy places the organism in Eukaryota, Fungi, Chytridiomycota, Chytridiomycetes, Spizellomycetales, Spizellomycetaceae. The transcript has 7 exons. Gene Ontology annotation, cellular component: endoplasmic reticulum; membrane.
AUGCACGCAUUUGCAAAUAAACCUGGGAACCUUAAUGUUCCAUACUAUGACCCAGAGUCGCUGAUGAAGUUCAAGCAGCAGGCGGUGGAGCUACCUGGAACUCGAAAGGAUGAUACAGAGACUGGAAUCUUCCGGUCCGCCUUGUCCCCUGGAGAACUCGUCAAGGAUUACCCCGGUAUCAAAACUGUCUACGAUCUUCUUGAGCAGGGUAUCAAGACCAACCCGAACGGUCCUCUACUUGGACAUCGUCGGGUGAUCGGCCGGGACAAGACUGGAGCAUUGCAAUGGAGCGGCUAUACGUGGGAAACGUACAAAAAGGUUGGUGAGCGGCGCCUCAACCUUGGUGCCGGUUUGCAGCAGAUCUACACCGAUGUCGUUGGUGGCGACGCUGAGGACAAGUACAACAUUGGUAUCUACUCGAUCAACCGCCCAGAAUGGCUCAUCACAAGUUGGGCAGCGGAUGCGUACGCGCUUGCCACCGUUGCUCUCUACGAUACGCUCGGUCCCGAGACCACAGAGUUCAUCCUGAAUCACGCUGAUGUCCCGAUUGUCGUGACCUCCAUCGACAAGGUGCCUAUCUUGCUAAAGCUGUCGGAGCAGAUCCCGACCCUCAAGGCGAUCGUUGUCAUGGAGUCUUUGACACCUGGUGCCACGAACGGGCCAUCUGCGUACAGCGUCCUCAAGCAAUGGGCCACAGAAAAGGAGAUUGCCUUGUAUGAGUUUAAUGAGGUGGAAGAGUUGGGUAAACAGAACCCCGUUCCUUUGCGAUUGCCCGUUCCAGAUGACAUUUGGUGCAUUUGCUACACGUCGGGAACAACCGGAAACCCCAAGGGUGCACUGUUGACACACGCCAAUGCAGUUGCCGUCCAGCGCGCUACCGAAAUGACAAUUCCUAUGUGGAAGGAUGAUAUCCAUUGUAGUUACCUCCCGCUGGCGCACGUGUUUGAAAAGGUGGUCAUCAACUCGGUUGUUGUCAAGGGAGCCGCCAUUGGCUUUUUCCGGGGUGAUGUUACACUGUUGAUGGACGAUUUCACCACCUUGAAGCCCACUACCUUCCCCUCGGUUCCUCGUCUUCUCAACCGUAUUUACGAUAAAAUCAACCAGGGAGCCCUAGAGUCUGGCUCCGCGGUGAAGGCAGGCCUUUUCCGCAUGGCACUCAACUCCAAGCUUGAGGGUUUGAAACAGGGCUCACUAACGCACCCUGUUUGGGACCGCCUGGUUUUCAAUAAGGUGAAGGCGGUAAUGGGUGGAAAAAUGCGCUUCAUCUUGUCUGGAUCUGCUCCCCUUAGCAAGGAUGUUAUGGCUUUCUUGAGGGCCGCUUUUGGAUUCCAAAUCUCCGAAGGCUACGGUCAGACCGAGUCCACUGCUGGUUGUGGUGUCACCUGGCCUGGGGAUUACACUGUGGGCCACGUGGGCCCGCCAAUUGCUUGCCAAGAAGUUAAGCUUGUUUCGGUCCCGGAGAUGAACUACAAUGCAAACGACAACAAAGGAGAAAUCUGGAUCCGUGGACACAACGUCUUCAAAGGUUACCACAAGGACCCUGAGAAGACUGCGGAGACUAUCACUGAAGACGGCUGGCUUAAGACUGGUGAUAUCGGUUCCAUUGACGAAAAGGGAAGAAUCUACAUUAUCGAUCGUAAGAAGAACAUUUUCAAGUUGGCACAAGGAGAGUACAUUGCCCCGGAGAAGAUUGAAAACACGUACAUUAAGAGUAACUUUGUUGCUCAGAUGUAUGUCCACGGUGACAGUUUGCAGAGCGAACUCGUCGGUGUGGUGGUCCCCGACCCCGAGUACAGCACUCAAUGGGCCAAAGACCAUGGUCUCCUCCCCGCCAACACCCCGGCCGGCGUACCACUUAACCCUGCGCAACCUCCCCAACCCCACAUGGUGGAACUCUGCAAAAACCCCAAAUUCCGUAAAGCCGUUCAAGCAGAUCUUGACAGUUUUGGAAAAGCCGAUAAACUUCGCGGUUUCGAAUUUGUCAAGGCAAUUCAUCUGGAACCCGAAGUGUGGAGUGUGGACAACAACAUGAUGACACCGACUUUCAAGUUGAAGCGAAAUGAAGCUGCGGAUAAGUACAGGCCAAUCAUUGACGCAUUGUACGAGGAAGUAGCAGCGGCCAAAGAAGCCCCGGUAGAAGCACCUAAGGCAAAGCUUUGA